Trichechus manatus latirostris (Florida manatee) is the source of this 3558-nucleotide messenger RNA. It is a transcript of the gene OBI1, whose product is annotated as ORC ubiquitin ligase 1. The record is from RefSeq and is a predicted model, not a curated record. Gene Ontology annotation, biological process: protein monoubiquitination; regulation of DNA replication. Lineage: Eukaryota; Metazoa; Chordata; Mammalia; Sirenia; Trichechidae. Gene Ontology annotation, molecular function: ubiquitin-protein transferase activity. The transcript has 6 exons. The coding region runs from base 47 to 2224 and encodes 725 amino acids.
CUGCGGUCGGCGGGACUUCCGUGUUGGCGGGAUUCUGAACGCUGCCAUGGCUCAGACCGUGCAGAACGUUACAUUGUCGCUCACGUUGCCCAUCACGUGCCACAUUUGCUUGGGGAAGGUACGCCAGCCUGUCAUAUGCAUCAACAACCAUGUAUUUUGUUCGAUUUGUAUCGAUUUGUGGUUGAAGAAUAAUAGCCAGUGUCCAGCUUGCAGAGUCCCCAUCACUCCUGAAAAUCCUUGCAAAGAGAUUAUCGGAGGAACAAGUGAAAGUGAACCUAUGCUAAGUCAUACAGUCAGAAAGCACCUUCGGAAAACUAGACUUGAGUUACUCCACAAAGAAUAUGAGGAUGAAAUAGAUUGUCUGCAGAAAGAGGUAGAAGAGCUUAAAAGUAAAAAUCUCAGCUUGGAGUCACAGAUCAAGACUAUUCUGGAUCCUUUAACCUUGAUGCAGGGCAACCAGAAUGAAGACAGACAUCCAGUUGCAGAUAAUCCAAGUAAAAUUGACUCAGAAACUGUAGCAGAGUGGAAGAAAAAACUCAGAACAGCUAAUGAAAUCUAUGAGAAAGUGAAAGAUGAUGUAGAUAAGCUAAAGGAGGCAAAUAAAAAAUUGAAAUUGGAAAAUGGUGGCCUGGUGAGGGAGAAUUUACGCCUAAAGGCUGAAGUUGAUAACAGAUCACCCCAAAAGUUUGGAAGGUUUACAGUUGCUGCUCUUCAGUCCAAAGUAGAACAAUAUGAACGUGAAACCAGUCGCCUCAAGAAAGCCCUGGAACGAAGUGAUAAAUAUAUAGAGGAACUAGAAUCUCAAGUUGCACAGCUGAAAAAUUCAAGUGAUGAGAAGGAAGCCGUGAAUUCCAUUUGCCAGAGAGUACUUUGUACAGAUGGCAAGGGGAACAAAGGCAGCGAGGAGGAUAUGGCAUCAAAGAGCCAAGGUGAUGGUGCCAGAAAGCAGCCUGGCUCAUCCACCUCAGGUUCUUCUCACCUGGCAAAGCCUUCCAGCAGCAGACUCUCUGAUACCAGUUCUGCCAGGCAGGAAAGUACCAGCAAAACAGAACCAAACUGUUCUAACAAAGACCUUUAUCAAAAACAGAUGGAAAUAGUGUUAGAUGUGACAGAUACAAGUAUGGAUACUUAUUUGGAAAGUGAGUGGGGUAAUAAAACAAGUGAAUGCGUACCCUACAAAGAUGAAGACCUUUAUGAUCUUCCAGCUCCUUGUACUCCUCUGUCCCUUAGUUGCCUUCAGCUCAGUACUCCAGAAAAUAGAGAGAGCUCUGUGGUCAAAGCAGGGGGUUCCAAAAAGCACUCAAACCAUCUCAGAAAAUUGGUGUUUGAUGAGUUUUGUGAUUCUCCCAAUGUUUGUAAUAAAGAUUCUUCAGAGGAUGCUAUAAGUCAAAGUGAAAAUGAAAAGAAAUCAGACUGUUUUGUUUCCCCAAAGACAGGGUUUUGGGAUUGUUGCUCCACAAGCUAUGCCCAAAGCUUGGGUUUUGAAAGCUCAGAGGAGAACACCAUAGCAAAUUCUGUUGGGGAAAUAUCGUCAAAGUCGAGUGAGAGAUCAAGCUUAUGUUUAUCCAAGAGGCUGAGUUCUAUUCGUUCUUUUGAAAUGAAUCGGACAAGAACAUCCAGUGAGGCAUCAAUGGACGCAGCUUACCUUGACAAAAUCUCUGAGUUGGAUUCAAUGAUGUCAGAGUCGGACAACAGCAAGAGCCCCUGUAACAAUGGUUUUAAGUCUGUGGAUUUGGAUGGGUUAUCAAAGUCAUCUCAAAGCACUGAAUUUCUUGAUGAACCAGAUAAGUUGGAAGAAAGAACUAAACCAAACCUUUCCAAAGGUUCUCUAACUACCGAUCAGUUAGAAAAUGGAAAUGAAUGGAAAUCCACUUCUUUCUUUCUUCUCCCUCCAUCUGACCAAGAAAUGAAUGAAGAUUUUUCACUCCAUCCCAGUUCCAAUCCAGGAACUAAUGAAAUCAAACCCCCAAGCUGUUUGUUUCAGACAGAAUUUUCCCAGGGUGUUUUGUUAAGCAGUUCACGCCGGCUAUUUGAAGAUCAAAGAUUUGGGUCAUCUUUGUUUAAGAUGUCCUCAGAGAUGCAUGGUCUUCAUAACCACCUUCAGUCUCCUUGGUCUACUUCCUUUGUGCCUGAAAAGAGGAAUAAAAAUGUGAAUCAUUCAACGAAAAGAAAAAUCCAGAGCAGCCUUUCUAAUGCCAGCCCCUCAAAAGCAACUAAAAGUUGACUCAUUAGAAAGGUGUCAUUUGUGUUUUUGUCCUGAGAGGAAUAUGAAAGUUUUUAAAGUUAUUUUUCUUUUUUUCAUCGGAAAAGUUCUGUACAAUUUUAAAUUGAUAAUCUUUGGUCAAGUUUCAAGUCAGAAUGGUGGAUUAACCUGUACCCGGAAUACUGUUGUUCAUUUUGAAUGGAGUUCAGUCUUUUGAUUAUGUUUUUGUUGGGAAUCUUUUUGAUCCUGGAAGGUAGAAAGAGGGUUUUGUUUUGUUUUUAAAGAGUACUAUAUGUAUCUGAGUUAGGGAUAUUUUAUUUUCUUGAACUUUGACUUAACUGUUAGACACAGUGGCCUGCUGAUCAGCCUUAGUUGUCUCACUUGGAUUUUGUAAAUACAACUUUCGGUGCUGUCUGCACACUCACUGCCCAUAAAACACUUGAGUUUCCUUGAAGCUUUUCCUAGGGUGGAAGUUAUUUUACCUGCCUCUUUUUAUUUAUGUUUAGUGAUGGCCUAACUUUUAUGCAAGGCAGUGAUGGAGAAAUAGCACUCAAACCAUAGUUCAGUACUCAUUUGUUUUAGAUUUUACAUAUAUGUUUGCGUUUGUUAAACAUUGUGUUUUGUCCCAUAUUUGUAAAAAAUGUUCUGCUAGUGUGAGAAGACAUUUUCUAUUUGAAAAUAAUUCAUUUUAUGUCGGGUAGGUUCAGUUUGCUUGUCUUUUCAUGUGUGUGUAAAAUCAGAAAUUGAGCUUACUUUGGAAGAGAUUAUGGCAGCGUUGGGUUUGAAGGAGCCUAAAUCAGAUAGUUUCAUUUUUCUGGAUAUAUAGCUACAGAAACACUCAUUGCCAAGUUCUUCAUCCACUGACAUCCCAGGGGACCCUUUUGGAGGGAAGCUCUUGUUAGCAUGUUAGUGUUCUUUAUGUCAACUCUAUGCACGGUAGCAUUCUUGCUUACUCCAUUUUCCAUACUUAAGAAAGAUAAGUUUCAACUAGUUUACAUAACAUCUUUUAUGUAGAACAAAUUCUUUUUUCAUGAAGAAUGUGGGGGGGUGGUGAGGAUAGGUAAAAGUAGAGCACAGUUUUUAAUUUAGGCUCUGAAAAAGUGUAUUACUAAUCCAGACAUGUUUGGCAUACCUGUACAGGCCUUUAAAAAUGGGUUUGUAUGCUAAUGAGUCGUUUAAUGUGCACUGAACAUUUUACAUUAAUACUGUAAUGUUUUACAUUAAUACCGCAUGCUUUUCCAUGUGAAGUGAAUAAAAGAUGUCAUAAGCACUGUAAUCCUUGAUGUUGUUUUGAAUAUUGAAUUGGCCCAUAAAGACCAGGAAAACUUACUGUUUUCAGUUGAUCUUAAACAGGG